UUCAUGCAAAUAUAAGUUGUAUUUAUAUAUAACAUUCACUACAUUAAAAUGCUUUGAAUAUAGGCAUUUUAUAAAACAAUAUAACAUGUGGAUACUGUGUACAAAAUGUGUUCUACUCAUCCAUACCCAUAUCUGUUUUUAAGCACAAAUAUUCACACCUUAUCUCAGGUCAUUUGAGUUCCUGUUUUAAGGUUACUGUGUGACGUCACGGUGUCAGUGAGUCAUUCAGCGCCGCUGUGAUUGAUGUUGCUGAGCCCAGUCGGGAGUGACGUAACGCUGCUGCGAGACGUCACACUCGUGUCCCGCAUACUGAUGAUAAUGUCACCUGAGAUAAACCGCAGUCUGGCAGCAUGAAAUACUCGCAGAUAAAGAAAGGUGAACAGGCUCAGCUAUAAGCAGCAUGUAGCAGCUAUGAAGUCAUUACUGCCGGACAGAUUGAAGCACAGAUCAAUUGAUUUGAGGUUGUCAAAUGGACAAAAGAAAGCCUUGAAUCUGGACUACACGAAGCCAAACUCGUCUAAAACUGAUGAUCGUCUGAAUGUGACCGUCAGGAAUCACAACGCUCCUGUGUUGACAUGUGAGAGCGAGUGUACGGCUCCAGAUCGUUGUCUUUUGUCUCUUCCUGUGUCUCUUCCGAUGGGGAUGGUUUGGGAUUUGUGUCCUCAGUCAUACAGGGUUCAGAUCCACAGGACCACUCGAAGCGCUCGGGCUGUGUACUGUCUGAGUAAAACAGUGAUUCAUGGUGACACAGGAAGUGUGCGCAAUAAUUCGGCUCCAGGUUUUUCCUCCAGCUUCAGUUUGAAAGGCGUCACCUCCACCUCAGACAGACUGGACCUGGACAGGCGAGGUUUGAUGGAGUUACCUCAUCUAAACGGUGGAGAUAAACUACGUCUUCUCAACCUACAGCAUAACUUCAUCUCUUACCUGCACAACCUGGCUCUCCUGCCACACCUUGUGUACCUGGAUCUCUAUGACAACCGUGUGAUUGACAUGUCUGCCAUCUCCUCUCUCACCUCUCUGCGUGUACUUCUGCUUGGAAAGAACAGAAUACAGAAGAUUUGUGAUGUGGACAGUCUGAGUAAACUGGAUGUUCUGGAUUUACACAAUAAUCAGAUUUCUCAGAUUGAGAACGUGUCUGAUUUAUCCGAGCUCCGUCUGUUAAAUCUGUCAGGAAACCACAUCACUAAAGUAGAAAACCUGCAAGGAUUGAAGUCACUGACGGAGCUCAACCUCCAACACAACCACAUCAGAAGUGUGACGGGUGUGGAGCAUCUUCCUCGUUUGAAGCGUUUGUUUCUCAGUGCUAACAGCAUUAGCAGUUUUGAUGAACUGGCCUGUCUGUGGAAGUGUCGCUCUUUGAGUGAAGUGUGUGUGGAUGGGAAUCCUGUGGCGCUGGAGUCAUGCUACAGACAGACUCUUCUCCGCUGUUGUCCAUCACAUCUUCAACUACUCGACAUGAAACGGGUCACAGAGGAGGAGAGACGCACAGCACGACGGGAGGAUGAGAAGAAGAAAGAGACUCAAAAACACACAGCACACAAGGAAAGACGUCGCCUUGCGAUUCAAAAUGCGGCUCAGCAGUGGGAGGGGUUAAAAGUGUGCUCGGAUCUUUCUGUCCACAAUGGUGUGAAGGAGGACGUCAGCCCUGACAGUAGCCCCGCCCACAGCCCCGCACUGACCAAUGGCAAUGCUCAGGAGACCUCGCCAGAUGAGCCCAGACGAUUGAGUCCACUUACAGUUUCUGCUGGAGGUAACGAAAACAAAAUCAAAUCAUCCAGUCGACCAAACAGUCCUAGAGACCCCAGGUUGCAGGAGAGCAUGGGUCCAUGUGUUCAGAGUCUGUCCAUGUCUGACAGUCACAUAGCCGAAUUGGACGGCGAGACGCUGCGUCUGUUUGGCCCCGGGGCCCUGGAGACUUUAGAGCGCUGUUGGAGCGUUCAGACGGCCUCUAAUGUCACCACCAUCGCCUUCCGUUACAUGAGCUUUGACUCCAUCAUUCCCACAUUCCUGCGUAUUCGCCUGAAAUUCCCAAACCUUACGCACCUGAUGUUUAUGGAGACAAACAUCUCUCAUCUUCCUCAGCUGGCUGCUUUGGCUCAGAUCAGACGUCUGGAUCAGAUCACCAUUCAUCCGGAGGGGAAUCCUGUGGUGACCCUGACGCUCUGGAGAUAUUUCCUCAUCUAUAGACUUCAACAUCUUAACCUGCAGAAGAUCAAUGGAGUUGAGGUGAUGAUAAAUGACAUCAUGGCAUCUGAACGGAUGUUUGGUGCUCUUGGUCACAUAGCUGCUACAGAAACACCUCGCUGUCGCCUGCUACUGCUACUGGAAGAGUCCAGGAAGCGACAGCUGCAGUUUGUGUUGGACGGGCGCGGUCGGAGGAGCGGACAGAGCCCUGAAGACAUGAAGGAGAACGGAAAACAGCUAGGAGACGCUUUGAGUCGAGCACUUAUCAACUAUCCCAACAGAACAUCAGACAGUCCUGAGGAGGGCAGCAGCAGUGAUGUUUCUGAUCGUUCUGUGAUGGUGUCGCAGUAUCUCAGAGGUCUCAUUAAUAGAGCAUCCAGUCACAAUCUGAAGGGUGAUGCACUACAGAAACUCUGGCCGUCUCUCUUCACAGAGCUGGUGAGAGAAAGUGUAUUAGAGAUGAAAGACAGACCGGCCUUCAGACAGACCUGUCUCGACCGCCACAGAGAAAGACUCUUGAAAUAAAUGAUUCACAGACCUGGGACUGAUUCAACUGAUUUCAGAUCAGACACAACCUGACCUGUACAACAUUCUUUUCUGUUUUACCUUUACAUUUAAUCAUUUAGCACUCAAUUUAUAAUUUAUUCUUUGCAAAAUAUUGUAUAAAUAUACACUGUAUGAUUUUUAAAUAUAUUUUUUAUUGUUAUAAGACUCUAAAUGCAUUCAUAAAGAUUAUCGCAUGUCAUUUAAAUGGCAAGGUUGAAAAAAGAGAGAAAAAAGAGAAAUGUUGCACUAAAGGAAUGUACAAAUUACAACCUUUUUACUCUAAAGUCAGAUUUAAAAGUAAUAAUUCAGAGAAAUGUCGUUGAAUAUUUAAUUGUUAAUUAAUCUGGAUCAGAAUUGAAUUAAAUAUAAAUCUGCUCUUCAGAUUCAGUGUCACAUGUGAGGUGAUGAUCUGGAUUUGUGUUUAAAUCAAACUCAUUUUCUUUCAGUGAAUUUCUUCUUGUUCAUCCAGUAACUUAAACUCACCAUUAGAAACAAACUACACAAAUAAAGAUGUGAACCUGUUGUGAAACUGAAUGUGUUAUUGUGAUAAACCACAGAGCUGAGAUGGUCUGCUUGUGUUUGUGUAAUUGUGUUAUUAAGUGUGUUUGGGACAUGUUAAGAUCAAGCACAUUCUCUCAUAAGCAUUCAUUUGUUUUGUGUUUUGAUGAUCAUUAAAAGAAAAUGAUCAGGAA
Molecule: messenger RNA, 3422 nt
Organism: Misgurnus anguillicaudatus (oriental weatherfish)
Lineage: Eukaryota; Metazoa; Chordata; Actinopteri; Cypriniformes; Cobitidae
Product: leucine-rich repeat-containing protein 49
Molecular function (GO): protein binding
Source: RefSeq, a predicted model, not a curated record